Molecule: messenger RNA, 903 nt
Organism: Hyla sarda
Lineage: Eukaryota; Metazoa; Chordata; Amphibia; Anura; Hylidae
Gene: WDR4
Product: WD repeat domain 4
Exons: 3
Coding region: 411-707 (98 amino acids)
Source: RefSeq, a predicted model, not a curated record
GUUGGGAACAGCUCUUUGCUAGCCACGUCCGUAACUAUGGGCUAUAUAAAUUAACUUGGGCUUUACUGUACAUUGCUGACUCCACUACCAUUGGUUUAUAUUAAAUCCCUCCCCUGCCCAUAUGUGACCUCUGAAUAUUGUCACCACCAGCGCAUGCAUCUUAUACAUCUUUCAUUUUGCCUACAUGGUAUGCGCUGGUGACUUAUGAGUUACCACUGGCCAAUUUAUCUACACACUAGUGACGUAAUUGUAACCAUAGCAACUAACAUCAGAUUGAGUUGACCGUUCGCUGAUACAAUUGACAGCAUCGGGAUAUCUAGCCACGCCCCUUCUAAUGACAUCUGACGGGGGCGCGGCUCUCCCGAUGCUGUCAGACAGCGACCGGAUAUAACGCCAGACGCCGCAAACACAUGCACAGAGCGCACAGUAUCCACUGCAGGUAUUCGCUCCGUCUGAACUACUUGCCGAACUCCAGUACCCUGGUGCCACUAACCGACCGUGCAAAGGAGCUGUCAGAGACCGUCCGGGAGAACUGGGAGCGGAUGAAAGGAUCAGUGACUCUGGAGAAUCGCUUUGGCGCUUUAUAUAAGGUCAUGUGUGACAAUAUGGCCUCCUAUCUGCAGAAGAAGGAAACGCGGCUACAGAAUGAGAAAAGGAAACUGUCGACCAAACACGUGGGAUCUGUGGGCAAAAAGCACAAGACCUGACCACGGAUGGUUGUGUGGACUCAUUGUUCUCUCCUCACAGGAUGGAAUGUCCUGUGGACCAAUAAAUGACCCAGAAAUGGGGAAGCGACCAGUCACGUACUUAUUGAGAAAGGGUGUCGGCCACACGCUUCACUGACCCUCUACACCCCCACAAUCCUAUCACUGACCCUCUACACCCCCUCAAUCGCAUCACUGA